Aspergillus neoniger CBS 115656 is the source of this 969-nucleotide messenger RNA. Its product is annotated as putative calcium/calmodulin dependent protein kinase. Gene Ontology annotation, molecular function: protein serine/threonine kinase activity; ATP binding. Gene Ontology annotation, cellular component: nucleus; cytoplasm. The record is from RefSeq and is a predicted model, not a curated record. Gene Ontology annotation, biological process: protein phosphorylation; mitotic DNA damage checkpoint signaling. The transcript has 4 exons. NCBI's taxonomy places the organism in Eukaryota, Fungi, Ascomycota, Eurotiomycetes, Eurotiales, Aspergillaceae. The coding region runs from base 1 to 969 and encodes 322 amino acids.
AUGUUUCGAAGGACCAUCGCAAGAAUGGCGGAGGCACCGACUGACUAUGUUGGGGCUACGGGAUCUCGGUACCAGUUUGGAAGUAUGAUCCAGGAAAAGCCUUACGUAGGUCGCGUCUGGCUGGCCAAGUCUGGGAAAGACAAAUUCAUCUUGAAGGAUAUCCCUCGGGAUAUCUACGACAACUUCACAGUCGAUAUAAGACCGCGGCUGUGGAAAAACAGCCACAUACGGCUUCCAUGCGACAGUAUACCAGGCCAGCGAAUUUUUGUCUAUAAGUACAUGACGGACGACUUCCUGAGCCUGGUGAAGAGAGGAAUAUCGACCCAAUCUCGAAAGCAAAUCCUGAAAGCUAGCCUGCUAGGUAUCGCUGAGUUGCAUGAGCAGCAUGUCGUGCACCUUGAUUUUAAGCCGGACGAUAUCAUGGUCGAUUGCCGUGAUAAAGGAGAAGAAGAGACUGUAGUCAAGAGAGUCCUACUUACCGAUCUCGAGAAUGCCGCUUACCUGCCGGAAGGUAGGUGCAUAAAAGGUAUGCUCGCUGGAAACGACAACUGGCGCAGUCCGGAAGCACACUUCAGGGGAGAACUCAACAAGCCAACAAACAGGUUGGCUUUUGGGAUUGUAUGUCUCUAUGCGGUGUUGGCACGUGUUAUCUUUGGCAUCGAUGACGAUUUCCGCUUCUAUGAAUCUCAAGGUGCAUUGCCCGCUAUGAUACGUCUACAGCGUCAAGUUUCAUACUUUGGCGACAAGGAAGGCAUCAAUGGACUGCUGAAACAUAUUGGCAAUGACGAGGUCAAUUGCCAAGUCCUGCGGAUGCUGUGGGACGAAAGAUCAGAAGAAUACAUACCAUACAAGCCAUUUUCACAGUGGGAGGGCCAUAUGGAACCGGUAUUCAGGGAUCUUAUCAGACAGCUGAUGAAUUUGUCCCCUGCCAAGCGACUAACUGCCCGUGAAGUCUUGGAAAAUCCAUGA